Messenger RNA from Ruditapes philippinarum (Manila clam), 1340 nucleotides. Its product is annotated as collagen alpha-2(VI) chain-like. NCBI's taxonomy places the organism in Eukaryota, Metazoa, Mollusca, Bivalvia, Venerida, Veneridae. Bases 114 to 1283 code for a protein of 389 amino acids. The record is from RefSeq and is a predicted model, not a curated record. The transcript is spliced from 9 exons.
ACUGAUAAGUGUAUAAUUUUGUGUCGCAAAUCAGCUUAAAACUGGCAUAAUUUAACUUAAUUUGAACGGGUUUUUUUUGCAACAUAUUUCAUCUUCGAGGACAAGUUGUCGUGAUGAAACAGAUGGAUAGAGAUGAGCUUAUAGAGCGUGAACUUGACAACAGAAUAUGUCUGCAUAUUCUUGCAAUUAUUGCGAUUGUUUUCUCUUCAGUGUUUGUUAUAAUAACGACCUUGGCGGUUUUAAACAUUCGUGACAUAGAUGCAAAUGAUGCUGAAGUCAGACUACAGAUUGAAAGGUUACAGGAAAAGCUGCGCACUUUCAAAUUGAAGCAACAACAGUUGGCCGAUAGUGCUGGCGACAUGAUCAAUGAAAUGGCGCAGCUUGUAGAAAAUGGUGCCGUGACCAGGAUGGAACAACCAUCGGAUAAAAACGAUGAAAGUGAAAAAACAUCAAACACAGAGAAAGACAGAAAUCGUAGUAAAAGACAGAAUAUUGACAUUUUCGGGGCAAUUCUUGAAGCUCAGAGAGUUGUGUUUGAACGACACUGUGUAAGCCAUGACACUCCAUGUCCAAAGGGUCAUCAAGGUGACAAAGGCAUAAAUGGGGACACUGGUGUGAAUGGAGUUGACGGAACAAAUGGGGUCAAUGGAACAGACGGUCUGCAAGGAGAUGCAGGACUUAUUGGUCCUCCAGGGGAGAAUGGAACCCAAGGUUUGCAAGGAGACAAAGGCAUGUAUGGAACAAAUGGUAUAAUUGGAGAUACAGGUGUUUGGGGCGAAAAUGGGAUUCCUGGUACAAAUGGCUCGGCCGGCCCACAAGGCGGCAAGGGUGAACCCGGAGGUAAAGGUCUUAUCGGCGAUACUGGGUUUUGGGGCGGAAAUGGCACACAGGGUGUAAAUGGAACUAAGGGAGCCCCGGGUGAACCCGGCUUACAGGGAAUAAAUGGAACCAUAGGGGAUAUUGGUCCCCGAGGUCAAGAUGUAAGGAAAUUCGCUGACGGUUGCCAAUGCUUUAAGAAACCAACAUUUCUUAACCCAAAUGACCAAACGAUAACUGUCAGUACUACCGGUCACGUGGUAAUACCGUGUUCAGGAGAAGGAAACCCCACUCCGACAGUAACGCUAAACAUGCUUCCUAAAAAAGGCCGUAAACGUGCUAUCAAUAAAUCAGGCAAUGCGUUUACCCUAGACAACCCAGUCGACACGGACUAUGGGCGGUAUGUGUGUACAGCAACUAACCAGUAUGGCUCGGCGUCAAAGAUCGUCACAGUCAGCAAGCCCUGAUUUGCCAGAUUCAUGUUGAUACUUGCUACAGGCAUGUUUGAUUAAAACAUAUAACAG